This is a messenger RNA of Sceloporus undulatus (fence lizard), 2389 nucleotides long. Its product is annotated as very long-chain acyl-CoA synthetase-like. The coding region runs from base 84 to 1946 and encodes 620 amino acids. Gene Ontology annotation, molecular function: long-chain fatty acid-CoA ligase activity; long-chain fatty acid transmembrane transporter activity. Gene Ontology annotation, cellular component: endoplasmic reticulum. The transcript is spliced from 10 exons. The record is from RefSeq and is a predicted model, not a curated record. NCBI's taxonomy places the organism in Eukaryota, Metazoa, Chordata, Lepidosauria, Squamata, Phrynosomatidae.
CCAUAACACAGCCGGGAGGGAGCCAGCAAAAAGCAGCAUACCUAUUGCUUCUAGCGCACUGGGUCUGAUUCGAGAUCCUAACCAUGUUUGAACUGACUACAGUUAUUCUGGGGUUCUUUAUCCUUCUACCCUUUUUGGCAAAUGUUUUCUUUCCCUAUCUUUGGCUGGACCUGGUCUACAUCUUCUCCGCCAUAGGUACUAUGCGCCGAUGCCAUAAGCAUCUGCAAAGCAACCCUCCCAUUAUGUUACUAGAUUACUUUUUGGAGAAAGUCCAGAAACACCCAGAGAAGCCCCUGAUUCUCUUUGGAGAGGAGGUCUAUUCCUACCAAGAUAUCGACAGGCUCAGCAGUCAGGUGGCCAGAGUGCUGCGAGGCCAUGUGGGGCUGAAAGAAGGGGAAACGGUGGCUGUUUUCUUGAAGAAUGUCCCUGCCUAUGUUUGGGUCUGGAUGGGAGUGGAAAAGAUUGGCUGUACUAUGGCAUGUAUCAACUAUAACAUCCGAUCCAAGUCCCUGUUACACGUGCUCAGCUCCUGUGAAGCCAAGGUGCUACUGACAACUCCAGAUUUUCAAGCUGCCAUUGAAGAUGUCUUGCCUACUCUAAAGAAUGAAAGACUACAGGUUUUCUAUCUCAGUGAUGACUCCCCAACUGAGGGUGUGGAAGCUUUGCUGGGACAGAUCAAAUCUAGCUCAGCUGAACCGGUGCCUGUUUCCUUCCGAGCCAAUGUAUCUGUCAAAUCCAUAUCUCUGUAUAUUUUCACCUCUGGGACCACAGGGUUACCAAAAGCUGCUGUCAUCCCUCAGAGGAAGUUAUCCAUCUCAUCCCAUCUUUUCCGUAAUCGUGGGUUGCAUUCCAGUGACAUCAUCUACACCCCACUCCCACUGUACCACUCUACUGCACUUCUUAUUGGGAUUGGAGGUUGCAUUGACAUUGGAGCCACAUGUGUCUUGAGGUCUAAGUUUUCUGCUUCACAUUUUUGGAAUGACUGCAGGAGAUAUCAUGUCACUGUGAUCCAGUAUGUGGGAGAAAUGAUGCGCUACCUGUGCAAUUCACCAAAGAAGGACAAUGAACGUGACCAUCAUGUGCGAAUGGCGAUUGGUAGUGGCCUGCGAGUGGAAGUCUGGAAAGAGUUCUUGCACCGAUUUGGACAACUCCACAUCUAUGAACUCUAUGGUGCUACUGAAGCAAAUAUUGUGUUUCUUAAUUACACAGAGAAAGCUGGAGCUGUUGGAAAGAGUAACUUCGUCCUUAAGAAAAUAAUAAAGUUUGAACUUAUUAAAUAUGAUGUUGACCAGGACAAAAUUGUGAGGGACGAGAACGGGCUUUGCAUUCCAGUAGCCAUCGGGGAGGCUGGUUUACUGGUGAGCAAGAUCACAGAGGCCCAUCCAUUUGAGGGCUAUGCAGGAGGCUACCAGAAGUCAGAGAAGAAGAUUCUCCGAGAUGUCCUUAAAAAAGGAGACUGCUACUUCAACAGUGGUGACCUUCUGAUGCAAGACCAACAUGGCUUUCUCUACUUCCAGGACCGAGUAGGAGACACUUUCCGUUGGAAAGGGGAGAAUGUGGCCACUACAGAGGUUGAGAGGACUCUUGCAAUGCUGGACUUCAUUCAGGAAGUCAAUGUAUAUGGGGUAUCAGUGCCAGGGCAUGAAGGAAAGAUUGGGAUGGCAGCUGUACGGCUGAAGGAUGGGCUCUCCUUUGAUGGAAAAGGGCUGUAUGUACAUGUCAAGGAUUACAUGCCAAGCUAUGCCAUACCUCACUUUAUCCGUCUCAGGGAGUCUCUGGAGAUUACUGAAACAUUCAAACAACGUAAAGCUCAGUUGGUGAAGGAAGGAUUCGACCCUGCCUUGGUCAGCGACCCCCUGUACUUCCUAGAUGACUCAGAAAAAUGUUACAUCCCCAUGACUCAGGAGAUCUUCAGCUCCAUCACAGAGAAGAAACGGAAGCUGUGAAACAGGCUUUUGGACACAUGAUGCAAUAGCCUCCUUAGUGGCACAAGGAACCCAGAAAGAACCUCUGCCUGGGAAAGGAGGGAUUGCCAGAAAUGUAUUUCCUAUCUAUCAUUCUGUUGCACUGAUAACACUGCACAACAGAUUAUAGUUUAGGGAACUCUCUCUCUCUCUCUCUCUCUCUCUCUCUCUCUUUUGCUCUCUCACUUUCGCUCUCUCUCUCUCUCUCUCUCUCUGUGUGUGUGUCUUUAUACACAUCUGCAAUGUAUUUAUUGCAAAAUAUAUACAAGAAGCUGUAACAAGGGCCUGCUGUUUUCCAUCCUCUGCAAAAAAAAUUCCCCUCCCACCACAUGUCUAUAACCUGACAGAUGUAUUGUUCUGAAUUCCAUUUCAAAAAACAGUCCAGUUUAAAUAUCAGUUGCAAUUAAAUCAACACAUAAAACCCA